This is a messenger RNA of Topomyia yanbarensis, 1461 nucleotides long. Its product is annotated as lysozyme c-1-like. The transcript is spliced from 5 exons. Bases 773 to 1216 code for a protein of 147 amino acids. NCBI's taxonomy places the organism in Eukaryota, Metazoa, Arthropoda, Insecta, Diptera, Culicidae. Gene Ontology annotation, molecular function: lysozyme activity. The record is from RefSeq and is a predicted model, not a curated record.
UAAACCAAAGCCAUUAUCAUCUCCACUUUCGAUCGAGUUGAACAGGCAGGACAGGGACUGCUGUUUGCGUGCGCCAGUUUGUAAUUAGGGCCGUAGUCGUAGACAUUAGCGCUGACACCGUCAUAGCAGGACAGUUUGGGCCAAUGAUAGGGCCACUUGAAAUGACCGGUUGAGUGGAAUAAAAGUCAAUGGAAAUUGAGGAUCAAUCUGCAGAAGUGAAGUAAUUAUCGGUGCAAUCGGAUCUAGUGCAUUAUAUUGAACGAAAGGAACGAGUUCUACGGAGUGCAGAACGCUUCGCGAGAGAUGUAGCAACGAAUCCAUGUUUGCCUUUAUCAUAUAAAGAAAAGCAAUAAAAGCUUAGCUUAACUUAGUUGACGGCCCGUGAGCUUCCCGUGAUUGGUCAAAGCCUGUUGAAAUUACAUAUUGAACCAAUUGUAUGAUACUUGGGAGUAGUACAUCAUACUCAACGUGCAACCUAAAGAGACUAAAAUUACAGUAUGAUCAAUAACGUAGAUGGCCACGCCCAUGCAGGUCAAUUUUGGGAUGGGAAGGAAUGUUAGUUCAACACUUGUGACUAUUAUGACCGAGGAAUUCUCUGCAUCAUCCGCAAGUGUCGCAGGAUAGGAUUGCUGUUAGCCCAAGUUUUAAGGUGUGCGACCUUCAGUAGAAAUAUGAAUGCCGUUCGAAUAGGCAUUUUAACAAUAAUUCUUCCGCAGGGCGUUACAUAAAAGGAUAAAGCCGCGUGGAAUAUAAUAGAGCCCCUGCAGAAAGCAUGCCUCUGAAUCAUCCAAAAUUUAUCACAGCCACUGUGUGUACUGUGCUGAUAAUCUGCACCGUGGUGGGCGAAGCGAAGAUUUUCACCAAAUGUGAACUGGCGAAGGAACUGGGCAAGAAUGGUAUUUCGCGCACCUUCUACGGCAACUGGAUCUGUCUGGCCAACGCAGAGAGUGGCAUGAACACAACCAAAGUGACAAAGUUGCCCAAUCUAACCAGCAGCUUCGGGAUCUUCCAGAUCAACAGCAAGGAAUGGUGCCGCGAGGGACGCAAGGGUGGCAAGUGUAAUAUGAAAUGUGAAGAUUUACUGGACGAUAACAUUAGCGACGAUAUCGAUUGUUCCAAGAAGAUCCAGAUGCAGUACGGCUUCAAUGGUUGGAACGUUUGGCAGAAGAAGUGCAAGGGCAAGGAACUACCCAAUAUUUCCAAUUGCAAUGUUUAGGUUUGGCGCUGUGCAGUAAUUUGCUAACAGUAAGCUAUAUGUAUUCAUGUGAUAGAAAAAUAUUCCUAUUUUUAAUCAAUGAUUUACGUUUAUUGGUGAUAAAGUACCUUUACAUCGAAACAAUAGUCGACUGUUUCAUUUCGGCAUUCGAGAUACUUAAGAAGUUUGAAAAUAACUUGUAAACUCACUGUAAUUGGAAGACAAAAUUAAAAUGUUUUAUUUUACAAUGACGAUUAAAAAAUAUA